Messenger RNA from Prunus armeniaca (apricot), 882 nucleotides. The record is from the annotation of a GenBank genome assembly. NCBI's taxonomy places the organism in Eukaryota, Viridiplantae, Streptophyta, Magnoliopsida, Rosales, Rosaceae.
AUGGCAGCAGUAGCAGCAGGACCAGACCACCUCUUCAAUCUUCGCAACAACUUCUACUUGGGCGCCUACCAGGCCGCCAUUAACAACAGCGAGCUUCCCAAUCUCUCUCCAGACGACGCCGUCGAGAGAGACUGCCUCGUCUUCCGCUCUUACAUAGCCCUCGGCAGCUACCAACUCGUCAUUAAUGAGAUCGACGCCUCCGCCGCCACGCCUCUCCAGGCCGUCAAGCUCCUCGCUCUCUACCUCUCCGGCCCCGAUUACAGGGAAUCGGCGAUCUCGAGUCUAAAGGAAUUGUUGGCAGAUCCGGGCAUCGGAAACAACUCUAUUCUGAGGCUGAUUGCUGGGACAGUCUUCAUGCAUGAACAGGACUACAAUGAAGCUCUCAAACACACCAAUGCUGGAGGCACAAUGGAGCUGAAUGCAUUGAAUAUCCAAAUAUUCCUUAAAAUGCAUAGGUCAGAUUAUGCUGAGAGGCAGCUGAGGGUCAUGCAACAGGUUGACGAGGACCACACACUAACUCAACUUGCGAAUGCAUGGUUGAAUCUGGCAGUGGGUGGUUCAAAGAUACAGGAGGCAUAUCUCAUCUUCCAAGAUUUCUCUGAGAAGUCUCAGGUUACAAGUUUGAUCCUGAAUGGAAAGGCUGUUUGCUGCAUGCACAUGGGAAACUUUGAUGAAGCUGAAAGCCUUCUUGUUGAAGCACUGACCAAGGAUGCAAAGGAUCCAGAAACUCUAGCCAACCUCGUUGUAUGCUAUCUUCACCUUGGAAAAUCACCUUCUCGUUUUCUCAGCCAAUUGAAACUUGGGCACCCAGAUCACAUGCUCGUCAAACGGGCCGCAGAUGCAGAAGAGGGAUUUGACAGAGCUAUCCAAUCAGUUGGUUGA